ACCAUAGUACUCUCUGAGAGUAACACACAGUAACACAUGGUAACUCGUAAGCUGGGACGAGGUGCUAAACACGUGUUAUAACGACUGUCGUUUCCCGGCCACGCGAGGAUAAAUUAAAUUAUAAUCAUGGAAGAAGAGAAUGUGGUCGUUCCCGAGCCAGAACCUGUAGAAGAAUCAGAUGUAACGGAAUUGGAACCUCAAAAAUGUAUCGUUAACGUUGAGUCGACGCCUGUCCCAAGACCGCAAAGCAGGGGAAGUAUUUCUCCAACUAGACAGACAAUCAGCCAACUAAGCAGCACCCAUACACACCUUCAAGCUCGCACCCUCACGCCAGGUUCCACACGAAAAUCGGAUUCUUCACGAGAAAUAACAAAAGAUGAAAUUCCUGAUGAAGUCAGUGAUGGAGGUUAUGAUACAGAUCUUGAAAUUGAAGUAACCAAAGAAGAAUAUGACACAACUGGUAAAACAACCUACAAAGAUGCAUGCAAACAAUUUGGAGUAAUUCCUGUAUCUUACUUCCUACGUCAUAUGCAAGACCAGGAUCUUAUUAUGAGACAUCAUGGCCUCGGACCUGCUGGUGCUAAAGCAAUUGCCGUAUCACUUGUGUCAAAUACACGAAUCUUGAAACUUGAUUUGUCCGACAACUGGUUGAAUGCACAAGGAGGAGUUGCUAUUGCUGAGAUGUUGAAAGAAAACUGUUACAUUUCAGAACUGAUCCUAUCAGAUAACCAUCUUGGUUUUGGAGGAGCUGCAGCACUUUGUGAAACACUGCAAGAGAAUGUUACAAUCACACAUGUAACAUUAUCAGGAAAUGACUUUGAUGAUGGAACGGCUGUUCCUAUCUCAGAAAUUAUCAUGUCAACCCAGAAACUGGAACAACUUGACUUGAGUUGUAAUUUAUUCGGGGAGGCAGGUGGAGAACUCCUUGGGCCGGCUAUCUCAGAAAACACUUCAAUUAAAGACCUCAAUCUGAGUUGGAAUCAUUUCAGGAGAAAUGGAGCCGUCAGUCUUGCUAAAGGUGUUGGUGCCAACAUCUUCUUAAAGAAAAUUGAUUUAUCUUGGAAUGGUCUAGGCUUGGAAGGAGCGUCUGCACUUGGAGAUGCAUUAAGAAAUAAUAAUGUUCUCGAAGAACUGGAUGUCAGCAACAACAGGAUUUCUACAGAGGGUGCUAUACUUCUAGCUAAAGGUCUUCUCUCUAAUGAAACUUUGAGAAUUCUAAGAAUCGGAAAAAAUCCAAUUCAGAGUGCCGGAGGUUUUGGUAUUUUAACAGCAUUACGACAAAAUGGAGGAUCUGUAGUUGAAACACUUGAUUUGUCAGAUGUAGUUGUGAACAAAGACUUUGUUGAACUUGAAACAGAAGUGAAAGAAACAAGACCAAAGUUGGUCAUUAUCACUGGCGGGGAAGAAACUGAUAAAAAAGUUGCUCCAAAACCAAGGGCAGACCCCAUGACCAAACUGAGACAAUACAUGGAGGAGAAUAACUUGAGACUGGUUGACUUUUUCAACCAAGUUGAUGAAGACAACAGCAUGAGUGUCACAAGAGAGGAAUUUCAGAAGGGCAUCGAGGAAGCUGGUAUUAAACUGACAACUGAUGAGAUGUCUCAACUGCUUGACCAACUAGAUAAAGAUGGAGAUGGUGAAGUUAAUUACAGCGAACUGGUUAUCGGUAACCUUGAACACUUACAAAGGGAAAAGCAGAAAAGAGAUCAAAAUUUGUCUAACUCUCCAAUUUAGCUUGCUUUCGAAAACCCUGUUAUAACUUUACCUAUGUUUCUUCAUUGUCUUUUUCACAAAGUAAAUCGUGUUUAGAAACUGGUGACACAUAUUCACAGAGCAUAGUAGAAAAAAA
Messenger RNA from Ciona intestinalis (vase tunicate), 1849 nucleotides. NCBI's taxonomy places the organism in Eukaryota, Metazoa, Chordata, Ascidiacea, Phlebobranchia, Cionidae. The record is from RefSeq and is a predicted model, not a curated record.